GCAGAGCGAGGAGGCGGCUCCGCAGCCAUCGCGCCUGCCCGGCCGGCCGCGGAGCUCGGCUGCAGGGGGAGGGGGGUGGGGGGGCGGCUCAGCGGCGGGUCUGCGGGCCGGGCGGGCCCCAUGGGCGGGUGUGUGGGCUCCCACCACGACUCCUCGGGCAGCCUCAACGAGAACUCGGACGGCACCGGAGUUGCUCUUGGUCGUAAUCAGCCCUUGAAAAAAGAGAAACCGAAAUGGAAAAGUGAUUACCCCAUGACGGACGGACAGUUGCGCAGUAAGAGAGACGAGUUUUGGGACACAGCACCGGCGUUCGAAGGCCGCAAGGAGAUUUGGGAUGCCCUCAAGGCUGCUGCACACGCUUUCGAGAGCAAUGAUCAUGAACUGGCACAAGCAAUCAUUGAUGGUGCAAACAUAACACUACCACAUGGUGCUCUUACAGAGUGUUACGAUGAACUGGGCAACCGGUACCAGCUCCCCGUCUACUGCCUCGCUCCGCCCAUCAACAUGAUCGAGGAGAAGGGCGACCUGGAGACUCUGGACAUCCCCGACCCACCGCCCAACUCAGGGCAUGAAUGCCAGCUCCGUUUGCGCCUGUCCACAGGCAAAGACCUCAAACUCAUGGUCCGCAGCAUGGACACCGUGUACCACAUGAAGAGGCGGCUGCACGCGGUGGAGGGAGUGGAGCCCGGCAGCCAACGCUGGUUCUUCUCGGGCCGGCCACUCGCAGACAAAAUGAAACUGGAGGAGCUGAAAAUCCCAAAGGACUACGUGGUGCAAGUCAUUGUGAGCCAGCCCUUAGCAAACCCAACCCCGGUGGAAAACUGAUUUCUGCUUGUUUAUCGAUUCUCCUUCUCUCCCUCUCUGUCGUGGGACUGGUUUUCACUGCCCUGUCUUCUUUCGUUUUGUCCUGCUAAUGGAUUGGUUCCAAGAAUUGACCAGCAAAAAUUCCAUCUGUGAUGGAGAUCUGCAAAAACAAAACAUAAAAAUGUAAACUGGCCUUUGGGGUUUGCCUGAUCUCAUAUUUAACACAGCAGCAAAAAGCAAAGGGUGAGGGCAAAGAAAGGAGUGGGAAAGGGAAGGGAAAAGGGAGGGCGUGCAUAGAGGGAGGGCAAGGUUGUCUUUCUCUUAAACAAUAAAAGCAUGUAAUGAUCCUUAAAACUGUAGGUGGUGUCCUGAUCCACGGAACAAGAGUAAGAGAGCACUUUUAUUUAAAAAAUAAAAAAAUGGAUAUUUCAUAUCAGCACCACCUACAGUUCAUCCAAGACUUGCAGCCGCCCUGCGUAGGUCCCGCUGUGUGUUGUGGGGAUCUUGCUGGCUAUCCCAAUGCACGGCUUCAUCCGGGGGUUGCCAAGGCACCACCAGCCCUGGGCAGGGAGUGGGGCUGGGGCUCAGUCACUGUCCUUCUGGCAGCUCCUGCUGUGCUCAGCCCAUGCAAUUGUACAUUCCGAGGUGGCAAUGCAGUCCUGUGCCAUUGCGGGUGCCAGCGCUGGGGACGCAGCCUGCUGGGGCCUUAGGCAAUAACUUCGUGAAAGUAUACUCUCACGUACUGUACUGUAAACCUACAAGACUGACUUUGCCUGAAGUUUACUGGCUGACUGGCACCCGGGUAUGUGCCUGCCGCAGUACUGUACAGCACUCAGAGCAUUAAAACAGACUUUGAACAAGCUAGCUAGGAGGAGUGGCGUGCUGGUCUGCAAUUAAGGAUGAGGUGCAUGACUGUUGUCUGGUGGCACCGGUGUGCCUGCUGCAAUAGGUUAAGUGCAGUUACACCCAAAUGCAAUGGAUUGCAGCCUCCCCUGCUCCGUUCUGGAGGGCUCCAUGUGGAAAAUGGUAAGAACACAAAAGCACACAAGUUUCAGCUUUUCCUAUGUCAUUUGAAGCAGCAGUCAUUCUUGAUCUGGAGAUAUCCUCACCAACACACAGCAGCAGCCCAGAGUGUAGCUGCGGUGUCCAAUCAACAACACUUUCCCUUCAGAAUGUAAGAGGAGCCCUUGUGGCAAAUGACAAAUCCUUUUCUAGUCUCAGAAAUCUGAAUCAGACAAAUAUAUCUGGGGGGGAAGAAUCUGAUCAUCGGUUACCUUGGGUAGAGAUGCGCUCUCUUCCUCAGGCUUGUCUGGCAAUGCCUUUGCUUGAGAUCAAAUCCACUGCUCCUUUUAAACUUCAUUUCUAGUUUGCUUGUUUUUUCAGCCAUCAGUGAAAUCACUUGGAAGGUCCGACACGCUGGCCAGGUUUGAUUUUUUUUUUCAUUGAUUUCUGCCUUCCCACUCUGAAUCUGCGAUCUCAACCUACAGUUAUCUCAGCUCUUACUCAUCUGCUGGUGAAACUGCUGGGCUAGGAUUGGCCAUUUGAAACCCGAUUAAUUGCAUAGCACUCCGUUUGUCUGGCUCUGAGGGAGUUUCUUGCUCCACAAAUAUCACUGCAGAGCCAGAAGGACCGUGGUACAUCAUCGCAAGUCUUACCCAACAGAUGGAAGCAGAUGCAGGUAAUAGGUGCAGCCAACUUUCACCUCUUGGAAAACAGAUCCACAUUUUAUGUGCAUUUCUUCUCUAUUUCACAGUAGCUUUCAUUUUUGUCCCUGUGUUGUACAGUAAGAUUUCCUUACAGCUCCUUAAGUCCCAGUUUUGUGCAGGGUGAUGGAAGCGUAGUGACAGAGCUGUGUAAAGGAAAAUCAGUUUCCUGUUCUCAUAAGCACCCAAGUGACUUGUUUUUCACUUUUUUGUUUAUUUGUGGGUUUUUUUUUCUUUUUAAAGAUUAAAUCAAGGCUGAUAAAUACUAAUCUAGGACAGCAGUUUUCUAUUGUGGAGUUUUUAUGACAAGUGUGCUUUCUUAUACUGGGGUUUUGCAGCCAAAUCUUUUGCAUUCCAGAGGGAAAAAUAGUUAUUUGGUAUAUAAACAACUCAACUUUCUUUGAUUUUUCACUGGUCAAGGGGUUGCUUUGUGCCAGGAAGGCUCUACUUGUCGUGUCAGGCUAAUUGUACAUCUACAUAUGAAUGUUCCUUUCCCUCCAGUCCUUUCUGGAAAGGGGAAAUUAUGAUGGGUUAUUAAGAGAGAGCAAAGCUAAAACCAGCGUGACGUUUCUGAAACUGUGAACACUAGAAGGAUGUAUUUUGGAGGGGUUUUUUAAUUUUGUUUUCAUUCAGGCAGUUGCCACCACGUCCAGCUUUUGAGAUCAGACCAUGUGGGAGCUGAGAGACUUCGUUCUUCCCUUCUUGCCCCUCUUAGAAUGGCAUCAGUUGCAUUAUGCUGUACCAGAUGAUCGUGUUUUGUGUUAACUGUUUUUCUGGCAGGGUGCAAAGUGGUGGUGUGAAGGCUGUGUCAUGUGUGCGCUCUGAGCACAACAGAGGACUGGUUGGUGCAGGUGCUGUGUUCUCCGACAGCCUCUCCCCUCUCCUGACCACACACAGCCAGAACUGACAGAAAUUCAGUGGUAGAAAUGUUUUUACAGGUGGCAGUGAAAUCUUUUCAUUUCUUCUUUAUGAAACGGCAAAUGUGCUUAGCACAUACCCUGCUGGAAACAAAUUUUACAAGAUUUACAUGAGAAAAGAAUUCCAAGUUGCAAAUAUAUAUAUAUAUAUAUAAAAUAAAAAUCAGUAAGGAAAGCAUACAGCAUGUUGACUAACUUAUCCCUUGUAUAUUCCUGGGGGCUGCAGUAUGCAUUGAGAGAACAGUCACUUCUGUCUGCAGAAUGCUUUGUCUUUGUGCUCCAAGGUGGUCUGCAGUGCCAAUGCCGGUGUAGGGGACCCAGGUUGGGUUCGCAUGGAACUCGUGAUGGUUACCGGAGCAGGGCAGAGGGAAGGGCUUGUUCCAGUGCAGAGCAGGGGAGGCAUGGCUGCAGCAAGUCCAACCAAACGCUGAAAUGCCAUUCAGCUCACAGCCCCAGGAGGAGUGGGACAGGGGCAGGUCUGUGGUUGCUCACAUGGGGAGGAUGAGAGGAACCUGCCAGUGCUGCCUGUGUGUGUGGCGGUGUGGGCACACGCUGAGCAGUGAGCUCAGUGCUGCUGGCAGCCUGGGCUGUGCCGGGAUGGGUGAUGCAGCAACUUUGGUGAUGCACACAAUCACGAACUGCAAUGCCAGGUGCACACAAGUGAGGAGAAAUAGGACUCUGGGUUGUUUUUUGUUGAGCCUGUCAGCCCUGUGUGUCAUUCCUGAUCAACUCCGGCCACAAGUUGAGCCAGUAGAUGACAUUUUUUGCUGUCUGAUGUGCUUCAGAUUUUUCUACCCUCUUGUUGCUUCUGUCUGACCCAGAAGUGACAAACCAGUAAAUGCCCACUCUCCUGGGCAGCAGGGAAUGCAAAGGACAGGAACACUGCCUGCUGGGAGCUGCAGGACGGCGGGUGCUUGCAGCUGGGUGCUCAGGGUCUUCCACAGCCAACUGGCAGCACUCCUGCAUGGUGCCCUGCACCUCAAAGCCCAGUUCACUGCACUGGCUGCUUGUGCGUGGCUGUGUAUUAGCGUCCCGUACAGAGGACACAGCUGGGAAUAACUGCACUAUGAAUAUUCUUCUUAGUUUUCUGGAAACCUUUAUCCUCUGGAGCUGGGAAGACUUACUGACGUGAAUCAGCUGUGUAACGAGUUGGGUUUUUAAUAGCCACAGAAAUGCUGAAAUAAUAGAAACAACACGACAAAUGAACUCAUCAACCAGACAGAGCGCAGCUCCUCUUUGCCUUCCACAGCGAGCUCACAGGUUGGCAUGGGGAGGAGAGGGGUGGGAUUCGUUGAUGCAACAAGGCAACACGUGCAGUGCGAGUAGCAGUAGAGCAGAUGGCCAAUUGACAAAAGUAUUGCUGUAGUAUGACGUGCUUCUGCAUAUAUAUCUAUUGUUAGUAAUGUAAAAAGUUCAACCAUACUAUUAAAGAUCCCGGUUUGUUGCAACGGCGGGAUGCUUUUAGCCACGGGGUUUUGAAAGCAUUUUAGCUGUGUAAGCGUUGGCAAACUGAAUGCUGUACAUUUCUCCAUCUCUGUCUUGUUCAGAGACACAAGAGGUAGCGACAUUUCUGACUCCUGAUCUAUAUCCUACAAACUCUCUUCUGUGUCACUGUAAAUACCUUCCAGACUCCCUGCACCUUUUGCAGAUCAUGUUAAUGUUGGGGGGGGAGGGGGGGAGGGUGGGAAAUGAAGGAUUUUUGUUGGCUUUUUCACUACGCUGCUCAGAUCUCGUUCUGUUAAAUAAAAGGAGGCUCUGUUGGAAAGGGGCUUUCUUCCUUCGCCCUUCACCACUUCCCCGUAAGCCCAGUCCCUCCCAGCUGGCAGCUCUCGGGCAGCUCGUGCUCCCUGGGACAGCAUGGAGAGGGAUUCUGAGAAAGGAGUUACUGCAGAGUUGCUUUGGGGAUGGGGGAUGAGCUUCCUACGCUCUGCAGACUUGCUUGGACAAAACAAAAACCUCACAUCCCUGAGAUGGCGGUGGUCUGCCUUGCGAGUUAACCCUUGUAGGAAGUGUUUGAGCUAAACUCAGCAGCUGUGCUUCUGUCUUCUCCCAAAGAAGAUGAAUGUCCUGCUUUAUAUCUGCAGCUACAAUGCUUCUGUUGGUCACUGACUGUAUAUACAAGUCUGCCUGCUUUGAGACUUCCAUUUUCAUAGAGUUUUUGACUGCUCUGUUCUGCCGAUGGCUCUCCUCUUCUACGCUUCAUCCAUUCAGAUGCUUUGUAGCCGCAUGUGUGUGUUGCUCUUGUUCAUAGGAGAUGGAGAUGGAGCUCCUUCCAUGGCAGACGUGGCAUGGCACCGAGCCUACAGACGUCAGCAGUCAGAAGAUGGGAUGUGUUCAGCCAGUGGGCUUCGUUCUGUGGACUUUGAGACUUGUCAUAGAUGUGUCCACUGGACUCUCCGUGAAGAAGUGUGUUCCAGCAGGACCACUUGUUGGGUAUUUAUCCGGUAGAACUGCAUAUUUGUAUAUUUUACAGACGGUAACCAUUUGAUCAGAGCCAUGGGGCAAAUAGAGAACUUAAAAUCCUGACUCCUGCCUUAAAACUCUCAGUUCACCUUGAGCUCCAGAAAUUCUGCACCUGCCCAUCUCAAAGUUCGUUUCCUUAGGAAAUUCGAGUCCAGUUAAAGGCUGGAGACAAAGAAAAAUUAAAACAAAUUAAUUCUUAGCUGAUGGCUUUAUUAAAAUAACUAACUGGUCUUGUAAUAAAAACCCUGUUAGUGCCUCUCAAGUCCAGGGAAUGUCUAAAAAGCAGAGGUGGCUUUCGAGCAAUGAUUGGAAUGACGGCAUUAGCUGGAGAUUUGUAAGACACUUUCACAUGUCCUGAGCAAGAGACUUCGGUUUGUGUCCUCUCUGCCUCAUGGUAAUGGCUUUCAAAGAUGGCUGGUACCAUCAGAUUUGUACUUCUUGAAUAAAUAUCUUCAUUUUUAUGGUAAAA
Molecule: messenger RNA, 6356 nt
Organism: Gallus gallus (chicken)
Lineage: Eukaryota; Metazoa; Chordata; Aves; Galliformes; Phasianidae
Gene: UBTD2
Product: ubiquitin domain containing 2
Exons: 3
Coding region: 121-825 (234 amino acids)
Molecular function (GO): protein binding
Source: RefSeq, a predicted model, not a curated record